Ilex paraguariensis (yerba mate) is the source of this 1371-nucleotide messenger RNA. The record is from the annotation of a GenBank genome assembly. NCBI's taxonomy places the organism in Eukaryota, Viridiplantae, Streptophyta, Magnoliopsida, Aquifoliales, Aquifoliaceae.
AUGGACUCUCUGCGGCAGCUUGCCAUGAAAUUUUUAGAACGUGAGGAGCUGGCAAAUUACAAUUUUCAGAAUGAAUUUUUGAGACCAUUUGUGGUUGUCAUGCAGAAGAGCUGCUCUGCUGAGAUCAGAGAAUUAAUAGUUCGGUGUAUUUCACAGAUGGUCCUUAGCCGUGUCAAUAAUGUGAAAUCAGGCUGGAAAAGUGUUUUUAUGAUAUUUACAGCUGCUGCAGCAGAUGAAAGGAAGAACAUAGUCUUGUUGGCCUUUGAAACCAUGGAAAAAAUUGUUCGAGAAUAUUUUCCUUACAUUACCGAAACAGAGACAGUGACUUUUACUGAUUGUGUGAGAUGCCUCAUCACCUUCACACACAGUAGAUUUAACAGUGACGUUAGCCUCAAUGCCAUUGCUUUUCUGCGGUUCUGUGCUGUCAAACUUGCUGAUGGGGGACUUGUUUGCUAUGAGACAAGUAAGGAUGAUAACUUAUCUGCUCCUGUAGUAGAUGGUGAUGCUUCUGAUGGACAAACUUUUACAGACAAAGAGGAUCAUGUGUCCUUUUGGAUUCCCUUGCUUACAGGGUUAUCAAGACUGACAUCAGACCCCAGAUCUGCUAUCAGAAAGGGUGCUUUGGAAGUGCUCUUCAACAUUUUGAAGGAUCAUGGCCAUCUUUAUUCUUAUCCAUUUUGGACGAGUGUUUACAACUCUGUAAUUUUCCCCAUAUUCAAUUCCGUACGUGACAAAAGAGAAACUCAGAUUGAUGACCAUUUGUCACCAGCAUACAGAUCUGCACAUCCUGAUGGAAGUAUGUGGGAUUCUGAAACUUCUACUGUAGCAGCUCAGUGUCUAGUAGAUCUAUUUGUCAAUUUCUUUAAUGUGGUGAGGUCUCAACUACGUGGAGUGAUAUCCAUACUGGUGGGUUUCAUCAAAAGUUCUGGUCAGGGUCCUGGAAGGACCGGGGAAGUGGCAUUGAUGCAAUUGGUGGGUGACUUAGGAGGUAGACUUUCGGAAGAGGAAUGGGGAGACAUCUUCCUUGCAUUGAAAGAGGCAGCAGUUUCUACAAUGCCUGGAAUCUUAAAACUAGUAAGAACUAUGGAUAGCAUUGAGAUGCCUGAUGUUGCUCAAUCCUAUAAUGAUUUGGAGAUCUUAUCUGGCCAAGGAUUGACCAAUGGUGACUCUGAGGACGACAACUUGCAAACUGCAGCAUAUGUUGUUUCAAGGAUGAGGAGUCAUAUAGCUGCACAGCUAUUCAUCAUACAGGUUCGUUCUCUCUCUCUCUCUCUGUGUUGUGUGUGUGCCUGCCAAUCUAUGUUCCUGCUUGUUAUUCUUGGGUUAUAUGCAUCCCACUAUAACUGUAAAGAGAUCUUGUAUCUCACGUGA